Salvelinus namaycush (lake trout) is the source of this 2452-nucleotide messenger RNA. Its product is annotated as LIM zinc-binding domain-containing Nebulette-like. Gene Ontology annotation, cellular component: focal adhesion. NCBI's taxonomy places the organism in Eukaryota, Metazoa, Chordata, Actinopteri, Salmoniformes, Salmonidae. Gene Ontology annotation, molecular function: actin filament binding. The transcript is spliced from 7 exons. Bases 201 to 1034 code for a protein of 277 amino acids. The record is from RefSeq and is a predicted model, not a curated record.
UUUACGUCUGUUCAAUUGUAAUGCGGCAUCCACUCAGGACAGGAUAGUGACUGUGCGAACUCUGAGAGACGCGCUACUUUGUUUAUUUCUACCGACUUGACCUCGGGAUGUGAAGUAAAGCUGUUACCAGAUUUCAAAGAACUAUUUGCACACUAAUACAUUUGAUUUAUUGUCGUGGGGAAUAAGACGCAUAUUUGAAAAUGAACCCUCCGUGUGCGCGCUGUGGGAAAAUUGUCUAUCCGACGGAGAAAGUCAACUGCCUUGAUAAGAAUUGGCAUAAAGGAUGCUUCCACUGCGAGGUGUGUAAGAUGACUCUGAACAUGAAGAACUACAAAGGCUACGAUAAGAAGCCCUACUGCAAUGCGCAUUACCCGAAGCAGUCCUUCACCAUUGUGACUGACACCCCAGAGAACCUGAGGCUGAGACAUCAGAGUGAGUUACAGAGCCAGGUGAAAUACAAAAAGGACUUUGAGGAUAGCAAAGGCAGAGGCUUCAGCAUUGUAUCGGACACGCCAGAGCUGCAGAGACUGAGGAAGACACAGGAGCAGAUCAGUAAUGCAAAGUACCACGAGGACUUUGAGCGGACGAGGGGCCGAGGCUGCACCCCAGUGAUGGAGGACCAAAACAUGGAGAGAAUGCACCACCGGAACAACCUGAUGAUGAGCGAAGCAGCCUACAAGGGAGUACACCCACAGGUGGUAGAGAUGGACAGGAGACCUGGAGGCAUCAUCGUAGCUCCUGUGCUACCUGGGGCGUACCAUCAGAGUGCCCAGCCGCAACAGCCGGGGUACGGCUACAUGCACCAGACCAGCAUGUCGUCUGUGAGGUCUCAGCAGUCCCCCCCAUCUGUCACCAUGAGAGUUUACCGGGCGCUCUACGACUACGCAGCGCAAGACCACGACGAGGUGUCCUUCCGCGACGGGGAUGUCAUCGUCAACGCUCAGCCCAUCGAUGAGGGCUGGAUGUACGGCACCGUUCAGAGGACCGGCAAAUCAGGCAUGCUCCCUGCCAACUACGUGGAGUGCUUCAACUAAGGGCCGCAUCUCAAUAGUCUUUAAGUGAUUUCCUUUCCUCUCCCCUUGUCUCCUCUCCUCCAUCAGCACUGAUGUGAAAACAAAAAGAUUGGAUAGGCGGAAGGGAUAAGGUGGACUGGAUGCCUACUGGGAAAUUGACUUCCACCAGUUCUUUUAAUUUCAUUUCAGUACAGUUGAAGGAGAGGAGAUGAGGAAAGGAGGCCAUUCUAGAUUAUUGAAAUGCACCCAAGGGGCUAGCCUUACCAUGGUUUGGUGGAGUCCUCUCCCCAAGUUUCUGUUUGAAGCCUGGUCCUGGAGGGCUACUGUACAUGAGCAGAGAUAAAGGAACUGGGUGAUGUUGUUCAGUUUGCUCUGUCUAGACUACAGACCCAAACUAUCAUAGCUACUGUACAUUACCCGCUGAAAAUGGUCAUGGAAAAAUGUAUCAUGUAAUAAUACGUUUUACUUUUGGUUUAAUUUAAAGCAUUGGUGGCUUGUCCCACGUGAACAGUUAAUGAAAAAAUAUAUAUAUAAUUCAAUCAGAGAAUUGUAACCCUCAAAUAGACAACAUAAAGCAGACAAAAAAUGACCUAUUCAAUGGAAUACAUUUACCACUUUCUGGGAGAAGUCGAAAACAUCAUGAUUCCCACAAUAGAAACCACAUUUGAAUUCGUUAAGCAGUUUCUAAUUGUUUCACACAAACGUUGUGUUGACUUCAUGAUUCCAAAUGUGCAUUCUUGCAGCACAAGAACAAUAAUGUUUUCGACUUAUCCUGGAAAAGCAGUUAGUGGGUUUGCUUGAAUAGCGCCCAACCCAGUCCUCCAGCACCGGAAUAGGGAGGGACCCGCUUUCUUCUUGUACUCCUUUGUAUUUCAAUUAUUAUAUUUUGCAUUUGGACGUCAAUACUAACCUUGUUUCAUGUACAAAUUAGGGGAGAGGGAGUGAAGGAGAAAUGAACGUUUCAGGACAAUCCUGAGCGAUUGCCAGACAGUCAGCUGUUUAGCUUAUGUUAUAUCAUUAACACACUGCUUCAUUCUGUUUCGGUCUGAUGACAUAAAGGUUUAAACCAGCUCCACAAGUAAAUAUAGUUGAUACAAACUAUAAUUGAGUCAUACCAUCUCACCUCUUGCUUUGAGUUCAGUGGAGUGUCAAAUACCACACAGGCUUUAAUUAGAUUAUGUCCUCUUAGCGCUAACUAGCAACAUGGUUGUCAUAAAUUGCCAUGUAAACAGUGUCAAGUCAGAAUGGUAUAUGAAGUUGGAUUGUAAAUCUUAAGAUUUCUAAACUAUUGUGAACACUUUUGAUUCAUAAGCACCUAUAAAAAAAACACUAAUGACAGUACACUCCAAAAGGGUUCUUCGGCUUUCCCAAUAGGAGAACCCUUUUUGGUUCCAGGUAGAACCCUUUUUGGUUUCAGGCAGAACUCUUUUGGGUUCUGU